AUGGUAACGCCACCUUUUCCUUUUAAGAAAGGACUGCUGGGGAUUUCACCAUAUGAGAUGAAGGACUUAUUGAAGUCUAUUGCCGAAGUACAAAACCCGAAAGUUGGUGAGGGUCUCCGCCAAACCAGCCUUUCUGGUGGUCCUCCUACGAUGAAGCUGUCAAGUUCUGGCCAGUGGAAGCGAUCUCAGGAAGGUUCGGAAGACGAUAUCGCCAGGAAAAAAUCCAACAACAGAUCGAGUUUUACGAAUAUUGAGGAUGCUAAAAGGGAAGCUCUGGAAUCGGUUGAUGUACAAACUAUCAACUCGGUAAAGGACCUUGAAGUACUGGUUCGCGCCCAUCCGGGAUCGAUGGAAGAAAAAGUUGAAUACGUUUUCCAAUUGCGGAGAAGAAUGAGAGAGGUUUGGAGAAGAAAGUGUUGCGUCGACUAUAAGUAUGUAAGAGUUUCAGUUGUUGUUCUUUGUAUAGCACUCUCUGUUUUCCUACCAAGAUCCCCUGAUAAUCACAAAAUCCAGUGCAGUUACUCAAGAUUUAGUCGUACUUUGAUUGGUCCCUCAGGUGCCCAUCACAAAGACUGUAGUCUGGUUUUUUGCGGUGUUCUUUUUGCGCAAGUAUGGGGAUUUUACUAACCUCGCUCUAGCAACAACCCAAACAUGAAGUUUAUACCUGCGACUGCUUGCAAUAUUGGGUCAGAUCCGCCCGUAUUUCUUCCCCCAUGUUCUUGUGAUUGGACUUGUAGGGGCGAGAUUCUCCAUGGCGUAACUCCACUACCUAUCAUGUGGUUCGAUUUGCCUCGCUACAUAGACCUUGAUGGCAUUUAUGAAUCGAACCCGUUCUACCCCAGAAAACAAUCUGGAAUUUUCUACAAUUAUUGGGGUGGAUUCAGUCUCACGUAAGUAAACUGGCUCUCGUCGAAAGAAUCUCCAAGCUGACUUUUGAGAAGGUUCGUACGAAACUUUAUGAGAUUACCUAAAGAGUUGAGACAUGCAAUUUACGAGCUAGUCGCUUUCUCAUGGGUACCAGACAAGCAAUACCCAUUAGUGCAAACGCAGACCCCCAGACUUAAAUUCGCACGUAGGAACAUCCAGCCCAUAUUCGGACCGGUCAGCAAAAUAAAAGGAUACGACCAGUACUCACAGCUUUCGCACCAUAUGAAAUAUAAAGCGGGAAUGUUGGACUAUUUCAAGGAAGAAGAGUACCGAAAUCUGGAAGCAUUCUGUGGCGCUCUCGCGAUUUUUGAGGGUCGAAUGUAUCAAACAAAAAGUACGAGAGUCCCACUUCCCAUAUACUUUGCCGGCAAAUCUGUCUGUAGCGUACCUGGCAAAAGUAUCGUGGGGGAACAUGUCGAUCUUAGGAGGGAGGAACAAAGAUCUCUCGGUAUCUUGAAUGAUUUUGUGGCAUGGUUUUGGGAGAAUGUUGUUGUGGAUAUGUCUUCUGAGGUUUCAGGAGCAUUUUAUCGUGACCAGGACCCAACCAACAAGGUAAGUCGUUUGAGUAACCUUUAAUAUCUUCACUGACCCGAAUAUUCAUUUUAGGGAAAAGAAAUCAUCAUUCCAGCUAAGAUUCGCAGACGGAUGUAUAAGCCAAGAGAGCUACAACACACAAGUCCAUGCGACCAAGCCAGUCAUCACCGCUGGAUCUCGCAUCUCACAUUUAGCACUCAAGCUUCACACUCUCGUCGUGGUGCUAACACUAUUCAGCAAGAGUUUCGAGGUGUUAUGGAUGUCUGCGAUUACAUCAAGUUGAACCUUCCUUGCCUGCGUACUCUCCGAGUAUUCCUUCGCAUUAGUCCCAGACAAGCUCGACAGGUCAUAAGUUCUCAGGGUAACCUACCAUGGAUUCAAUCUAUUCGCAGCCUUCCAACUCUCGAGAAGUUCAAUUAUCACGUUCUAGUCGAGAACCCGCCAUCAUGGAAAAACUCAAUGGAGAGCAACUCUACGGAGACAUUGCUUGAGUUGACGAAGGAUGUGACGAAAAUCUUGGAGUUGUGUAUGCCUAGGAUUUCUGCGUGA
Messenger RNA from Hymenoscyphus albidus, 2010 nucleotides. NCBI's taxonomy places the organism in Eukaryota, Fungi, Ascomycota, Leotiomycetes, Helotiales, Helotiaceae. The record is from the annotation of a GenBank genome assembly.